Molecule: messenger RNA, 5192 nt
Organism: Pseudomyrmex gracilis
Lineage: Eukaryota; Metazoa; Arthropoda; Insecta; Hymenoptera; Formicidae
Gene: DCX-EMAP
Product: echinoderm microtubule-associated protein-like CG42247
Exons: 17
Coding region: 199-3504 (1101 amino acids)
Biological process (GO): microtubule cytoskeleton organization; intracellular signal transduction
Cellular component (GO): mitotic spindle
Molecular function (GO): microtubule binding
Source: RefSeq, a predicted model, not a curated record
GUGAACUUCACAGAAUUCUUACUCCGACUCUACUUCGGAUCUCCGUGCUCAGCAACUUCCACCGGUGCCGAUCAGUGAAGAAUUUCACAAACUUGAACACAAGCCAGAGGCUUGUGUCCACCGAGGUCGUUUCCACAAUCACAAGAGCGCAGGACAAGUAAGGACAAGCGGAAGUGGCGGCGGCCUCCUCCCCUGCGGAUGACCGAGACUGAAGAUCAGUCGGCUUCGGGUGCCAACGGGCUGGGGCGGCAGAACGAGGAGGCGGCAGUGACAGUUGGUGGUGACGGUAACGUCGGGGGUGAGAACGAGACUAGUGGUACAGCCGCUGCGAUCACCGAGCCAGCGUCGGAGAACGGAAGUGCGAUGAAAAAAGAAGAACAAGAAGCGCAGCGGGACUUGCCGAAGGGCGGCGCCGCGGGCGUCGCGACGCCCAUGACGGCAAUGCCGGUAGAGGACGACGACGAGGAGGAACAGGAGGACGAGGAGGAGGAGGACGGCGAGGUGGAGGAGGACGAAGAAGAGGGGGAUGACGAGGGUGGAAUCGCGGUGGAGGGUGGAAUGACGACACAGGACGAGGUCGGGGGUGUGUUGAUCGGCGGCGAAGGUGGGGGUGGAGGCGGCAUGGCCGGCUACUGGAGGCAGAGCAGACCCUCCAGUCCCCGCAUGCCGCCUCCGGAGCAGUCGGAGCAGCCGAGCCGACCCAAGAGCCGGCACGAGCUACAAACCGCGAGAUACAACAACCUCGGCUACUGGCGGGCGAGAAGAGUCACCUUUUAUAAAAAUGGCGAUCCUUACUUUCCCGGCGUCGAGUUCAGGUUCAAACCUGGACGCGACAUUGGCUCUUUGGAAGCUCUGCUGGAUAGAUUAUCUCUCCGAUUGGAUCUACCAAGGGGUGCACGCCACAUUUUUUCGAUGGAUGGUGACCGCAAACUUAGCCUUGACGAGCUCGAGGAUGGCGCCUCCUACGUAGUGUCCAGCUACAAGACCUUCAAGCCGGCCAGUUACGGAAAGAAGAACAACACUUGGUACACAAGUCCGGCGGGCGGUGGAGGCAGCAGAAGCGGCGCCACCGGGGCCGGAAGUGGGAUCGGGGGGUGGCAAAAUAGACCGUCAGCAGUGCCGAGUCUCAGCCGGAAGGCCUCCAUCACCGAAGAAGCGCCGCCACCCGGGGGUGGAAAGCCCUCCUCGGGUCGCGUCAUUCGUAUUGUCAACAAUCAUGACCACACCGUUCAGUGCCGAGUCUUGUUAAACCUCCGUACGUCGCAACCCUUCGAGGAGGUCCUGGAAGAUCUUGGACAAGUGUUGAAGAUGAAUGGAGCCAAGAGGAUGUUCACAGUCUCGGGGCAGGAGGUGAGGAGUUUUUCGCAACUGAGGAACGAGUUCGCGGAUGUGGACACGUUUUACCUGGGCACCGGAUCGGCUCUCGCCGUGGCCGGCGGCAUCACGUCCCCGGUACGAAGAUCGAGAUCCCGCGGUCCACCCGCCGUCGUCGAGGAUGUCAGCCGGCAGCGGAGGGCUCGAAGCAAAAGCAGACCUCGCGCGUUGUACGCGGCCGACUCCGAAAUCGUUCGAGUGAACGAUUACAGUGUCGUGGAGGUGCUGCGCGACGAACCGGCGAGGGUUACGAUCAGAGGACUCAGACGAUCGUUUUAUCCGCCCUCCCACCUACCACCGGUCGACAAUUUGCCGCCGGAAAAGAAGCUGCAGCUCGAGUGGGUCUACGGCUAUCGGGGAACCGAUACUCGCAGAAACCUUUGGGUCUUACCUAGUGGCGAAUUGUUGUAUUACGUCGCGGCCGUGGCCAUUCUUUUCGAUCGUGAGGAGAACACGCAGCGACAUUACAUCGGUCACACGGAGGACAUCACGUGCAUGGAGGUUCACCCCAGCAGGGAACUAGUCGCGUCCGGUCAAAGAGCGGGCAGGCACCGGAAGGCGCAGCCGCAUGUCCGUAUAUGGUCGACGGAAACUCUUCUUACCCUUUACGUGUUCGGUAUGACCGAGUUUCAGAUGGGCGUCUCGGCACUAGCGUUCUCACAACUGAAUGGCGGUAGUUACGUGCUCGCCGUGGAUUCUGGCAGAGAAGCGAUACUAUCGGUGUGGCAGUGGCAAUGGGGUCAUCUAUUAGGCAAAGUGGCGACCAUGCAGGAGGAUCUCACAGGCGCGGCAUUUCAUCCAUUAGACGAUAAUCUUUUAAUAACACACGGGCGCGGCCAUCUGACCUUCUGGAAUCGGCGGAAAGACGGUUUCUUCGAGCGAACCGACAUCAUCAAGCCGCCAUCUCGUACGCACGUGACGAGUAUUCAGUUCGAGCAGGACGGUGACGUCGUUACCGCGGACAGUGACGGCUUUAUUACGGUGUACUCGGUGGACGCGGACGGGGCCUAUUUCGUGCGAAUGGAAUUCGAGGCGCACAACAAGGGCAUCAGUUCCCUCGUUAUGCUGUCGGAAGGCACUCUGCUGUCCGGCGGCGAGAAGGAUAGAAAAAUUGCCGCUUGGGACUCGUUGCAAAAUUACAAACGCAUCACCGACACAAAGCUGCCGGAAUUGGUGGGCGGUGUACGUAGUAUAUAUCCGCAACGUCCUGGACGGAACGACGGGAACAUUUACGUGGGAACCACGCGCAACAACAUUCUCGAGGGUUCCCUGCAGCGAAGGUUCAACCAGGUUGUGUUCGGCCACGGCAGACAACUGUGGGGCCUGGCUGUUCACCCCGACGACGAGGUCUUCGCUACCGCGGGACACGACAAGAACAUCGCCCUUUGGCGACGUCACAAGCUGUUGUGGACCACGCAGGUGGGUUUCGAGUGCAUAUGCAUAGCCUUUCAUCCGUUCGGCGUGGCUCUGGCGGCGGGAUCGUCCGAGGGUCAUCUUCUGGUACUCGCAGCCGACACCGGAGCAGCCGUGGCGACUCUGCGAGUAUGCGGCUCGCCGCUAUCCUGCAUUGGAUACAAUCCCACCGGGGAAAUUGUGGCUAUGGGGUCGCAAAAUGGUAGCGUUUACCUGUUCAGAGUGUCUAGGGAUGGGUUUUCUUAUAAAAAGAGCAACAAGAUUCGUGGAACGCAGCCGUUAGUGCAACUCGAUUGGAGCUCCGACAGCCGCUUUCUUCAGACCGUCACGCAAGACUACGAUCUCGUGUUUUGGGAUGUUAAAGUAUUGUCAUCGGAAAAGAGCCCGCUGGUCAUGAAAGACGUCAAGUGGUACACUCACAACUGCACCGUGGGUUACAUGGUUUCUGGACAAUGGAACAAUCGUUACUAUCCGUUGACCACUGUCGUCACCACUUCCAGCAGAUCGGCGGCGCACGACAUGCUAAUAAGCGGCGACGCCGAGGGAUACCUUCGGCUUUUCAGGUAUCCGUGCACCAGUGCCAAGGCCGAGUACGUCGAGGAGAAGGUGUACAGUUCGCUGGUGGCGUGCGCCCGGUUCCUCUACAACGACCAGAACGUCGUGACCGUCGGGGGCACUGACGCCGCUUUGAUGCUUUGGGAGCUGGUCGAUGAAUAAGACGAGAGAUAUAAAUUUAUAUUUUUCUCGAUGAAUUUUCACCCUUGAUCUUGGAAAUUUUUUUGUAACCCUCAUUGAAAACCCUCGUGAUCGAAUAAGUGUUCAAUGAUCCAAACAGAGAGAGAACCGAUUUGUGUAAUUUUUCUCGCUCUCGAAUGUGCCUUACCUGGUACGCGAUCACGUUUUAUUGUACGUCGCGAGUGUGUUGUAUCUACGUGUAUUGUAUCUAUACGUGGAAACGACAAUCUCGCCGUUGUUUUGGCGUUGUUAUACGCAUAUAAUGACGCUAUAUACAAAUAUACAUAUAAAGAUGUAAAGAAGCUACUUCAGUAGACGUGUAAUCUGCUGUGUUUUUGGCUGCACUGUAUUGCAAUUUUCUACAUUUUCAAAACAAAAGAUUUUACAUUUGCAAUUAAAAAUAAAGAGAACAAACAACAAAAAACAAAAAAAAACAAAUGUGAACAAAAGUAUAUAUUUUUGGAGAUUUGAGCGAAGCAAGAAAAAGCGGAAGAGGGGAAGGGGGAAAGACACCGGUGAUCAAGGAAAUGCAGAAAAUGCAGCUAAAAAUAGCAACAUCUAUUGUCUAAUGUUAUUCGUAGCGAGAAAUGUGGGGCGCUGGCGCCUCUUGGUAGACUUUAAGCGAGGAGCGGGAGUCGUGUGUUGGCGAAAUUGCGGCGGAAGUGCUCAUCGCGCGAAUUACGUUGUGGAAAUAAAAAUGAUGGAAAAAAAAAACCGAUUACCUCUCAGCUGUAAUUUGCUAGAUUUCUAUUUUCCGCCAGCUUGUUUCGCGCCUUUCGUAAAAUUUCACGUUUCUCUCGUUCAGAGAUUCGAAGAAAUGUGAAAUGAAAAAUUUUCGGAGAAAGUUUCGCGAUCGCAAAACGAGCGUGAGCACUUUUGGAAAGGCAUUUGCUGACAUUCGAGCUGCGCGGUAAAUUCUAGAUUUUAAGCAGUCGUUUGUAGUAAUCCAAUGUGAGUUUGCACACACUUAGAUUUGUUCUUUUUUAGCUGCACUACCUGUAUUUAAAACGAAAAAAUUGAAUGCAAAUCGCACGAGCGAACAUAAUCAUAUUCGACCUCGCAAUGCGGACAGCACUGCGAACAUCAAUCAAACACCCGACGUACGUAAUUAAACAGUUACUCUACGUUCGUCUACUCUAAUUGAUCUGGUUUCUUGGCUCGCAGAACGAUGGAUAAAAAAAAACCAAAUUGAUCGAAACUUCUUUGUUAAAAUGAAUAUUUAAUAAAAAGAUCUUGUUGUUUUCAACAUAUGUCUAAUGUGGUAACUUGUACGGGACGGACAAUUUUGUUUCUGUCCGAGAUAAAUGUCUCUCGAGCGAGUCAUUUGUCAUGUUGCUGUGUAUUUCUCGCGUAAUUAAAAAAGCAAAUAAUUAAUCGCAAUCCAAUGUAAUGUUUUGUAGAGAGCGUCGACGUGACGUAAAUUUGUUCGAUGAAGUAACGAGGGGAGAUAACGUUUUUCGAACGAUCAUUCGCGGACAGACGAUCUGGUGUGGAGAAAAUCUGUCUCUCCGUGUGGAGAUAUUUAAUAACAAACAAAAAGAAAUAAAAAAACCAUAUUUAGCACUGCCAGAAGAAGGUUGGAACUUGGCAAGAGAUUGCGCGUGCAUUACAUUUUUUUUUAGGGGGGAGGGAGGGAGGGAUUCAAAUCAAUCAACCCCGAAGGGAAUCGU